Messenger RNA from Lachancea dasiensis, 609 nucleotides. The record is from the annotation of a GenBank genome assembly. NCBI's taxonomy places the organism in Eukaryota, Fungi, Ascomycota, Saccharomycetes, Saccharomycetales, Saccharomycetaceae.
AUGGACUCCGGUAAUGAUUGGAUCCAGACGAGGUCUGGUUCCCGAAUCUCCAGACGUGCUCAAAUUCGUGGCCAGAAUAAGGUCAUCCUAGCCGGCAUGUGUGUGCUUUCAGACCAUUGCACACUGAAAGGUGACGUCCCGUUGAGAAGCAAAGUGGCCGCUGCCAUCUCUAUGGGAGAAUUCUGCAUUAUUGAGAAAGGUUGCUGGUUGGAGCCUCCGCAGAUUGGUCAUAAAAGUUUAAAAGGAAAUGUUUCACAAGAGGAGAUCACGGCCGUCCACGGUUCUUUAACCCUGGGCUCAUUCGUGCUGUUGAGAGAGAAUUGCAAAAUUCAGUGCAGCCAAAUUGGAAGAAGUGUCGUUGUGGGCCAUAACGCGUUGUUGUCUCUUGGUUGUGAGAUCGGAGAUGUGGUUAUUGUAGACCCACACGUAAAAGUACCAGCAAAGUCUAAAAUUCCGUCAUUCUCGAGAGUACGUCAGCACGCAAGAUUCAAGGACGCUGUUGAGUUGAGUAUUUUGCCCAAUGGCUUCCGAAAGUGCAUCGAGACAUGGUGUAAAUUCGAAUAUCUGGGCAUACCUGUCGACGUUGAUGAGAUUCUAUCAGAUAAUUGA